Molecule: messenger RNA, 849 nt
Organism: Symbiodinium sp. CCMP2456
Lineage: Eukaryota; Dinophyceae; Suessiales; Symbiodiniaceae
Source: the annotation of a GenBank genome assembly
AUGGGAAAUACCAGCUGCUGCGCAAGCAGCGAGGGGAAGCCCAUUUAUGAGGCUUUGUCAGCCGGGCCUCCACGUGGCCGAAAGAAAGCGUUGCUGGUUGGCAUCAACUAUCGCAACACGGGCUCGGAGCUGCGUGGGUGUAUCAACGACGUGAACAACAUGCAGGAGAUGCUCGUGAAGCAGUAUGGUUUCAAGCUCGAGGACAUACGGAUGAUCAACGAGGACCAAGAAAAGAGUAGCUGGCCUUUCAAGAAGGUUAUCUUCGAGGGGAUGGACUGGCUUUACCAGGAUGUAAGAAGUGGAGAUACCUUGGUUUUCCAUUACAGUGGCCAUGGCUCACAAUAUUCAGCAGAUGAGAAAGGUAUGCCGGCAGAUUGCAUCUGUCCGCUUGACCUCAUCAUCGACAGGAAGUGGCCAGAUUCCGUCAUUUUGGACACCGAGAUCCAUGAGAAGCUCUACGAUCCUUUGCCGCCCGGUUGCAAGGCUAUCUGUGUCUUCGACUGCUGCCACUCUGCCACGGUGGCAAACCUUUGCGAAACGAUGGUGGUCAAGGAGGGCCCCAUCACUGCAAGCAAGAAGGAAAAGUUGAUCAAGGAGCUCACUCGUCAGAAGGACAACGUCGCAGCGGAGGUGCGUUUUUACCGCGAGGUCAACUCCGGUCAGCUUGACAUCAAGAAGAAGAGUCGAGAGGAGAUGAUUCAGCUCCUUGAGAAGCACGCCUUCCCCAAGAGAGGGCCCUAUGGACCUUACUCUGACGAGUCCACUUUGAAUUACAACUACCUCCUGAGCACCUCCAUCUCCGCUUUCUUUCAGGACGGUUCACGACAGGGCGUAGGCUUUAGGGUUUAG